Molecule: messenger RNA, 1419 nt
Organism: Danaus chrysippus (African queen)
Lineage: Eukaryota; Metazoa; Arthropoda; Insecta; Lepidoptera; Nymphalidae
Source: the annotation of a GenBank genome assembly
AUGGACAUUGAUAAUGACCUGCCGAGUUGUAUUCAGGCUAGAUUUAAGUCAGACACCGGCGAAGAAACUGGUAGUCCAUUAGAUUUACCAUUAAAUAUAACGAAAGAUCAACUCUCACUCAUUUGUAAUGCUCUUUUAAAAGAGGAAGAUAAACCCUUCCUAUUUUUUGUAAAAGAUGUGGAAAUAACAUCUACACUUCAAGAUGCACUUGAUGUAUCCAAACUUAAUACUGAAGAGGUGGUUGAGAUUAUAUAUCAGCAACAGGCUGUGUUCAAAGUCAGGCCAGUUACAAGAUGUACAAGUUCUAUACCAGGGCAUGCAGAAGCAGUUAUAUCCACAAGUUUUAGCCCAUCGGGUAAACAUUUAGCGAGUGGUUCUGGAGAUACGACAGUCAGGUUUUGGGAUUUAAACACCCAAACCCCCCAUCAUGUAUGCAAAGGACAUUCAAACUGGGUGUUAUGUAUCAGUUGGUCACCAGAUGGCACUAAGUUGGCCUCGGCAUGUAAACAAGGCAGGAUUAUGAUAUGGGAUCCAUUAACGGGCCAACAGAUUGGAAAAACAUUGUUAGGUCAUAAACAAUGGGUGACUGCUCUCGCAUGGGAACCCUACAUUAGAAAUACAGAAUGCCGUAAAUUAGCUAGUUCAUCAAAAGACACCGAUGUCAGAAUAUGGGACACAGUGACGGGAAAUUGUGUAUUAAAUCUGACCGGUCAUACUAAAGCUGUUACUUGUGUGAAAUGGGGUGGCACUGGACUUAUUUAUACUUCAUCACAAGAUAGAACUAUCAAGGUUUGGAGAUCCGAAGAUGGAAUAUUGUGUCGAACAUUGGAAGGUCAUGCACAUUGGGUGAACACAUUGGCUCUAAGCACAGAUUAUGUUCUUAGAACUGGCCCAUUUCAUCCCAUACUAGACAAAUUUGAUCAUACAGAUGAUAAGAUAAUAUUACAAAAACGAGCUCAAGAAAGGUAUGACUUAACUUGCUCUAAAGAUGAUGAGAGACUCGUGUCAGGUUCAGAUGAUUUCACAUUAUUUCUUUGGAUGCCACAGAAAGAAAAACGGCCGGUAGCAAGAAUGACAGGUCACCAACAGCUUAUUAAUGAUGUUAAAUUUUCACCUGAUGCAAGGAUAAUCGCUUCAGCCUCAUUUGAUAAGUCAGUAAAGUUGUGGGAAUCGACUUCAGGGAAAUUUAUAACAACACUAAGAGGUCAUGUACAAGCUGUGUAUAUGGUUGCAUGGUCCGCAGAUUCCAGGCUAUUAUUAAGUUCAAGCGCUGAUUCAACAUUAAAAGUUUGGAAUAUGAAGACCAAAAAGUUAGAAUUAGACCUGCCAGGUCAUGCUGAUGAAGUUUAUGCCGUUGACUGGUCACCUGACGGAUCAUAUGUAGCCUCUGGAGGCAAAGAUAAAGUUUUAAAACUGUAA